Messenger RNA from Acomys russatus (golden spiny mouse), 827 nucleotides. RefSeq names its product glutathione S-transferase A4. The transcript has 7 exons. Gene Ontology annotation, molecular function: glutathione transferase activity. Bases 152 to 820 code for a protein of 222 amino acids. Gene Ontology annotation, biological process: glutathione metabolic process; xenobiotic metabolic process. Lineage: Eukaryota; Metazoa; Chordata; Mammalia; Rodentia; Muridae. The record is from RefSeq and is a predicted model, not a curated record.
GAGGCGUGUGCAUUUCCUAAAUGCUCAAUGGCUGGGGGGCGGAGAGAUUUCAAUCAGAUCUGAAGGACCACGAUUUUUUAUUUAACGGCUUCUUUCUCGAGUGCCUGGAGAGUAGAUCCUGAAAGAAUAAGGGAACUCUGAACCAGGAGUCAUGGACGCCAAACCCAAGCUCUACUACUUCCAUGGCAGGGGCAAGAUGGAGUCGAUCCGCUGGCUGCUGGCUGCGGCCGGAGUGGAGUUUGAGGAAGAAUUUCUUGAGACGAGAGAACAAUAUGAGAAGUUGCGAAAGGAUGGACGCCUGCUUUUUGAGCAAGUGCCUUUGGUUGAAAUUGACGGCAUGCCGCUGACACAGACUAGAGCCAUCCUGAGCUACCUUGCUGCCAAGCACAACUUGUAUGGGAAAGACCUGAAAGAGAGAGUCAGGAUAGACAUGUACACUGACGGCACCCAGGACCUGAUGAUGAUGAUCGCCCACGCUGCAUUUAAACCCCCUCAGGAAAAAGAGGAGAACUAUGCUUUUAUAGUGAAGAGAGCUAAAACCCGUUACUUCCCUGUGUUUGAAAAGAUUUUAAAAGACCAUGGGGAGGCUUUUCUUGUUGGCAAUCAGCUCAGCUGGGCAGACUUACAGCUGCUAGAAGCUAUUUUGAUGGUGGAAGAGCUCAGCGCUCCCGUGCUCUCUGACUUCCCUCUGCUGCAGGCAUUUAAGACAAGAAUCAGCAACAUUCCUACAAUUAAGAAGUUCCUGCAGCCCGGAAGUCAGAGGAAGCCACCUCCAGACGACCACUACGUCGAGGUGGUCAGGAACGUCCUGAAAUUCUAGUGGCAGC